Ostertagia ostertagi is the source of this 1824-nucleotide messenger RNA. The record is from the annotation of a GenBank genome assembly. NCBI's taxonomy places the organism in Eukaryota, Metazoa, Nematoda, Chromadorea, Rhabditida, Trichostrongylidae.
AUGCGCCUCCUCGUCGCCUUUCUGCUGAUGCUCGGUCUUGCCGCACCGGUCGCACAUGCCGACGCGCUGGUCCGCAUUGAGGGCAAGAACUUCGUCGAGCCCGACGGGCGCAUCCUGCGUCUCAAGGGCAUCAGCCUCGGCAACUGGCUGAUGCCCGAAGGCUACAUGUUCAAGUUCGAGGUCGCGAAGUCGCCCCGCCAGAUCUAUGGCGCGUUUGACCGGCUGCUGGGACCGGAGCGCGCCGCCGAUUUCUGGCGCCAGUAUCGCGACAGCUAUGUGACCGAGGACGAUAUCCGCUUCAUCAAGUCCGUCGGUUUCAACAUGGUGCGCGUGCCGCUGCACUGGCGGCUGUUCAUGAGCGCCGACGGCGAGAUCGGAGGCGAGGGCUGGUCGCUGCUCGACCGGGUGGUCGGCUGGGCCGCCGCCGCCGGACUGUAUGUGAUCCCCGACCUGCAUGCCGCGCCGGGCGGGCAGACCGGCAUCAACCACGAUGACGGGCCGGGCUAUCCGCUGAUGUUCUACGUGGCUCGCGAUCGCGACCUGACGGUGAAGCUGUGGCGGGCCGUGGCGCAGCGCUAUCGCGGCAACCCGGCGAUCCUGGGCUAUGACAUCCUGAACGAGCCGAUCGCGCCCUACCACGACGUGGCGACGCUCAACGCGAGGCUGGAGCCCUUCUACAAGCUCGCAACGGCGGCGAUCCGCGACAUCGAUCCCGAACGUAUCGUGAUCCUGGCGGGCGGCCAGUGGAGUUCGAGCUUCGCGAUGUUCGGCCCGCCCUUCGCGAAAAACCUCGCCUACACCUACCAUUCGUUCUGGGCGUCGACGAAGCGCGACUCGAUCCAGCGGCACCUGAACUUCGCCAACCUUUACGACGUGCCGCUGUUCCUCGGCGAGACCGGCGAACUCACAGACGAAUGGAACGAGCGCUUCCGACGCCUGCACGAGAUGCACGACAUCGGCUGGUCGUUCUGGACCUACAAGAACCUCGACACGCCAUCGACCAUCGUCUCGAUCACGCGGCCCGAGGGCUGGAAGGAGAUCGCGGAGGAUGUGAGUGCGGAUCGGGCCCCAGUCCUUGGUAGAGGAAUUGUAGGUGCCGCCCAUGACGGUCGCGUUCGAAUGCUUGUUGGAACCGUGCAUGCGAUAGGCAUAGAGCGCGUCGUGGAUGGCGACGGAUCCCGUGAGCAGGCCGGCGAAGGUCGACAGGUAGUAGUCGAGAUAGAGCUUGAGGUCGCUGUCCGGCACGACCAGCACGAGGUCCACGAAACUGCGCCGGAACAUCAUGCUCGCCAUGCUGUUCGUGGCGCUGAGCGACGUCCAUUGCGGGUGGAACGUCACCCGUCCGUUGGUCGGGAACGUGAAAUCGCCGGUCGCUGGGUCGAUGCGCGGCACGACGUCGGUGUCGAACGCUUUGCCCGACGCCUCGCCCUUGUCGAACCACCACGGCGGUGCCCGCCAGAGGCGGUCGUCGGCGUCGAUGAUGUGCGAAUCGCAAUAGGUGAGGGACACCGGGAACGCGGCAUUCAUGUGCACGCACAGAUGCCGCUCGACGAAAUUCUCGUACCACUUGUCGUCGGAAUCGAGGAAGCCGACGAACGGCGUAUCCAGUUCCGCGAGGCCGCGCUUGAUGGCACCGGUCUGGCCGACAUUGGCGUCGAGGCGGAUGUAAUCGAACCUGGAAUCGUUCAGGCGCGCCAGGCAGCUGCGGAUCUGCUCGUCCGAUCCGUCGGUCGAGGCGUCGUCAACCACGAUCGUGCGCAGGUCGCGGCACGACUGGCGCGCGACCGAUUCGAUCGCCCGUCCCACGAAGGCGCCGUUGUUGUA